This is a messenger RNA of Akanthomyces muscarius, 1140 nucleotides long. RefSeq lists its product as uncharacterized. Gene Ontology annotation, cellular component: extracellular region. Gene Ontology annotation, biological process: proteolysis. The record is from RefSeq and is a predicted model, not a curated record. NCBI's taxonomy places the organism in Eukaryota, Fungi, Ascomycota, Sordariomycetes, Hypocreales, Cordycipitaceae. The coding region runs from base 1 to 1140 and encodes 379 amino acids. The transcript has a single exon. Gene Ontology annotation, molecular function: serine-type endopeptidase activity.
AUGGAACUCACCAAGUUUCUCGCCUUUCUGGCCGUUGUCCUGCCUGUUGCCUACGGUGCACCCACACAGGCGGCCAGCGACCUGCACCCCCAGAUCCUGGAGGCAAUGAAGCGCGACUUGGGACUCAACGCCGAGCAAGCCACUGCCCGUGUGGCUCGGGAGCUGCAGGCCAGCAAUGUCAUUGAGCAGGUGCGCAGCUCUGUCGGCGAUGCCUUCGCUGGUGCCUGGAUCGACGCCGACGUCGUGCACAUUGGUGUCACCGACCAGGCCUCGGCCGAGCAGGUCACUUCUGCCGGUGCCACACCCAUCGUCAUGAGCAACAGCCUGUCCAAGCUGGAAAAGGCCAAGGCCGACCUCGACAAGGUCUUUGUCGGCGGCCAGGCCAACGCUCGCCAGUCCACCUCGGGUGGCAACUCCGGCAUUGCCUCCUUCUACGUCGACGUUGCCGCUAACAGGCUCGUCAUUGAGGCUCUCGCCGACAGCCACGGCCACGCCGACGAGCUGGCCGCGCAGGUUGGCCUCACCGCGUCCGAGUACGAGGUGCGCACGGCCGAGCAGAUGCCCACCACCAUGGCUACCGUCCAGGGCGGCGACGCCUACUACAUCAACCGCGCCGCGCGGUGCUCCGUCGGCUUCUCGGUCACCACGGGCUUCGUGUCCGCCGGUCACUGCGGAAACCCCGGCGACUCUGCCACGACGAGCAGCGGCGCCGCCCUCGGCACCUUUUCCGGUUCCGUCUUCCCCGGCAGCGCCGACAUGAGCUACGUCCGCACUGUAAGUGGCACCACCCUCCGCGGCUACAUCAACGGCUACGGACAGGGUAGCUUACCCGUCAAAGGCAGCACCGAGUCUGCCGUCGGGGCCAGCAUCUGCCGCUCCGGCUCAACCACCCAGGUCCACUGCGGCACCGUCCGCGCAAAGGGCGCCACCGUCAACUACGCCGAGGGAUCCGUCACCGGCCUCACCCAGACCAACGUCUGCGCCGAGCCCGGCGACUCGGGCGGUUCUUUCUACUCCGGCACCCAGGCUCAGGGUGUCACCUCGGGAGGUAGCGGCAACUGCCAGAGCGGAGGAACGACCUACUUCCAGCCCGUCAACGAGAUUCUCCAGACCUACCGUCUUACUCUGGUCAAGGCAUAA